Molecule: messenger RNA, 2451 nt
Organism: Sphaeramia orbicularis (orbiculate cardinalfish)
Lineage: Eukaryota; Metazoa; Chordata; Actinopteri; Kurtiformes; Apogonidae
Product: protocadherin gamma-A5-like
Exons: 1
Coding region: 28-2445 (805 amino acids)
Biological process (GO): homophilic cell-cell adhesion
Cellular component (GO): plasma membrane
Molecular function (GO): calcium ion binding
Source: RefSeq, a predicted model, not a curated record
UCGGACAGAAACGACACGGUUAGAACAAUGAAUCGGCAAGUACUGUUGUUUAUCCUUCCCCUUUGCCUUGGUUCAGUGUUUGGGCAGGUCACCUACUCAAUUCCAGAGGAAAUGGCAAGAGGAUCGUUAGUUGGCAAUAUAGCGCAAGACUUAGGUUUGGAAAUUAAACGCUUAAUAUCAGGUAAAGCUAAAAUCUAUAGCAGGAACAGCGACGAGUACGUGGAGCUGAACAGAGAAAGAGGACUCCUCCUCGUCAAAGGGAGGAUCGACAGAGAAGCACUCUGCACAGAAACAGCGCUUUGUGCCUUACAUUUUCAGAUCAUAUUAGAAAAUCCUAUGGAAUUCUAUACUGUUACUGUCGAGAUUACAGAUAUUAAUGAUAAUGCACCAGCAUUUGAGAAAAGUGAAAUGAAAUUCAAAAUUAGCGAGUCAGCUGUCGCCGGAGCUAAAUUUGUGCUGGAAAGAGCUGUCGAUCUGGAUGUUGGAAUUAAUGAUCUUCAAAAAUAUGAAUUAAUACCAACAGAUAAUUUUGUUUUAAAGCUACAUAAUAACGCUGAUGGCAAUAAAAAUGUUGAGAUGGUGUUACAGAAGCCUUUAGACAGAGAGAAACAGGAACGGAUAUCUCUUGUGUUAACGGCUGUAGAUGGAGGAGAGCCGCAGAUGUCAGGAACAAUGCAGAUUAUUAUUACAGUUUUAGACGCAAAUGAUAAUGCUCCUGUUUUUACUCAGCCCACAUACAAGGCUACAAUUAUAGAAAAUUCACCAAAAGGCACAGUUGUUGCCACGGUUAAAGCUUCAGAUCCAGAUCAAGGUUCCAACGGUAAAAUAACAUAUUCGAUCACCAAUACAUUAGAUAACGUCAAAAAAAUAUUUACGAUCAAUGGAGAUAGUGGAGAUGUGUCAUUAAUUGGCGACAUUGACUUCGAAAAAUCAAGGCAUUUUCAAAUAAAUGUGCUUGCUAGUGAUGAUGGUGGACUUACAGACUCUUCUAAGCUAAUUGUCGACGUGCAAGACAUCAAUGACAACAAACCUGAAAUUAACAUAAUGUCGAAGUCAAAUGUAAUAUCAGAGGACGCUGAACGCAACACUGUGAUAACAAUGAUUAAUACCGAGGACUUAGAUUCAGGAGAAAACGGAAACGUGAAGUGCCAGAUCAGCGAAAAUGUACCAUUUAAUUUGAAGUCGUCAUCAAAUAGUUUCUAUAGUUUAGUAACAGACAGUGAUUUAGACAGAGAGAGAGCUUCUGAAUACAAUAUAACUGUGACCUGCUCUGAUGAAGGAGUACCCUCCCUCUCCAGCAGCGUCACUCUCACCUUACAGAUCUCUGAUGUCAAUGAUAACCCUCCUGUCUUUGAGAGGGGCUCAUAUGAGGCCUACAUAGUCGAAAACAACACACCUGGUCUCUCUAUAUUCACUGUCAAAGCUACAGACUCUGACUGGAACCAGAAUGCCCGUGUUUCUUACAUACUGGAGGACUCCUCUGUUAACGGAGUGCCAGUCUCCUCAUAUGUGUCCGUUAGUGCUGAUAGUGGAGUCAUCCAUGCAGUGCGUUCCUUUGACUACGAGCAGAUUAAGGAUUUCCACUUCCGGGUCAAAGCUCAGGAUGGAGGCUCCCCUCCACUCAGUAGUAAUGUGACUGUGAAAAUAAUGAUCCAGGACCAGAACGAUAACGCCCCUCAGGUUCUGUACCCAGUCCAGACUGGUAGCUCUCUGGUGGCUGAAAUGGUGCCUCGUUCAGCAGAUGUGGGCUAUCUGGUCACUAAAGUGGUGGCUGUUGAUGUGGACUCUGGACAGAACGCCUGGCUCUCCUAUAAACUGCAGAAAGCCACAGACAGGGCGCUGUUUGAGGUGGGCUUACAGAAUGGAGAAGUCAGAACUAUCCGCCAAGUCACUGAUAAAGAUGCAGUCAAACAAAGACUGACUGUUAUAGUGGAGGACAACGGACAGCCCUCUCGUUCAGCUACAGUCAUUGUAAACGUGGCGGUGGCGGACAGUUUUCCUGAAGUGCUGUCUGAGUUCACUGACUUUACACACGACAAAGAGUACAAUGAGAACCUGACUUUUUACUUAGUGUUGGCUUUGGCUGUAGUUUCCUUCCUCUUCAUCACGUGUGUGGUGGUCAUUAUAUCAGUGAAAAUCUACAGAUGGAGACAGUCUCGCAUCCUGUAUCACUCCAAUCUGCCAGUGAUUCCAUAUUAUCCACCACGUUACUCAGACACUUUGGGGACAGGGACUCUCCCACACGUGUACAACUACGAGGUGUGCAGGACCACUGACUCCAGAAAGAGUGACUGUAAGUUUGGCAGAGCUGGUAGUCAGAACGUGCUGAUAAUGGACCCCAGUUCAACAGGGACGAUGCAGAGGAUACAGAGUGAAAAGAGCAUCCUGGAUGAACCAGACUCUCCACUAGAGGUUUGCCACAAAUUAUAUUUUUCACAUUUAUAGCUUCAA